Messenger RNA from Papaver somniferum (opium poppy), 3538 nucleotides. RefSeq names its product FT-interacting protein 1-like. The record is from RefSeq and is a predicted model, not a curated record. The transcript has a single exon. Bases 152 to 3355 code for a protein of 1067 amino acids. NCBI's taxonomy places the organism in Eukaryota, Viridiplantae, Streptophyta, Magnoliopsida, Ranunculales, Papaveraceae.
AAUAAAUAUUCUCUGGCUCUGGCUCUGGCUCUGUUCUGUUCUGUUUUUAUAGGGAAACGUUUUUCAUUCUCCCUUCUUCCUUGAUCAUUUUAAUUUCUUCUUCUUCUCUGGGAAAGAAGAAGAAGAAAGAAAUUUACAGUUCAGAAAAAGAAUGGUAGAAAUGAGUGAAAAUAACAACAACAAUGGUAAAGAGAAAUUAGUAGUGGAAGUACUAGGAGCACACAAUCUGAUGCCAAAAGAUGGAGAAGGAUCAUCAUCAGCAUUUGUUGAAGUAGAAUUUGAGAAUCAGAGAUUAAGAACACAAGUCAAAUACAAAGAUUUAAACCCAGUUUGGAACGAAAAGCUGGUUUUUAAUGUCGAGCAAGUGAGUGAUUUACCUUACAGAACAUUAGAAGUGAACAUUUAUAAUGAGAAGAAAACAGGGAACAGUAGAAAUUUCUUGGGGAAAGUGAGAGUUACUGGUUCUAAUAUUACUAAACAGGGGAAUGAAGCGAUUCCUCAGUUGUAUACUCUUGAUAAAAGGAGUUUGUUUUCUCAUAUUAGAGGUGAGAUUAGUUUGAAGCUUUAUAUUGUGAAUAAUCAUCAAGGAAAUGAGCUUCUUAAUGUGAAUUCAUCUUCUUCUGGGGGUGUUAAUGAUGUUGGGGGUAAUGAUAAUGGUGGAAAUACGGUGGUUACAAAUCAGAAGCAGAAACAAAAGCAGAAGAAGAUGUUUCAGCAGCAGCAACAGCAGAAUCAGCAGCAACAGCAACAGCAUCAACAACAACAGCAGCAACAGAGGCAGCAACAGCAACAACAGCAGCAACAGAAGAAUCAACAUAAGCAGAAUAUGAUUUUGCUGCAAAAUCAAGAGCAGCAGCUUCUACAAAAUCAUCUUGGAGGCAUAAAUAACAAUCAAGGUGAGCUCAAACCUGUAAUUAUUACUACAAAUGAUCAUGGUCAUGGUCAUAAUCCAAGUAUUAUACCUCAUCAACCUGUGAUUAAUUCUGGGGGUUUUCAUGGUUUUGGAUUUGGGGGUGGUUCUGGUGAAUUUGCUCUGAAAGAAACUAGUCCACAUUUAGGAGGUGGGAUUAGUAACAAAGAUAAAACUAGCUCAACUUAUGAUUUGGUUGAGCAAAUGCAGUAUUUAUAUGUUCGUGUUGUUAGAGCAAGAGAAAUGGUUUCUGUAUUUGGUGGUGGAACUGAGUUAAUGGCUGAUGUCAAGCUUGGAAAUUACAGGGGAAUUACAAAGAAGAGUGUGUCUAAUAAUCCAGAAUGGGAUCAGGUUUUUGCUUUCUCGAAAGAUUGUAUUCAGUCAUCAAUGGUGGAAAUUUUUGUUAGAGAGAAAGAAAAAGAUGAUUUCCUGGGUAAAAUUUGGUUUGAUUUGAAUGAAGUGCCAAAGAGGGUUCCGCCGGAUAGUUCAUUAGCUCCACAAUGGUACAGAAUGGAAGAUAGGAAGGGGGAAAAGGGUAAAACUGGUGAAAUUAUGGUUUCUGUUUGGUUUGGUACUCAAGCUGAUGAAGCAUUUGCUGAGGCAUGGCAUUCUAAAGCUGCUAAUGUUUCUUUUGAUGGUCUUUCUUCAAUUAAAUCAAAAGUUUAUCUCUCGCCGAGGCUCUGGUAUCUCAGGGUCACUAUUAUUGAAGCUCAAGAUCUUGUACCAGGGGAGAAAGGGGGUUCAUUGAUGAGAUAUCCGGAGUUAUCUGCAAAGGUGCAGAUUGGGAACCAGGUUUUGAGAUCGAGAACUGCUUCUGCGGUGGCUAAUCGAGGGCUUUCGAACCCGUUCUGGAAUGAUGACAUGGUGUUUGUUGUUGCUGAGCCGUUUGAAGAUUUUCUUAUGGUUUCUGUUGAAGACAGAAUUGUUCCUGGUAGAGAUGAGGUUUUGGGUCGGGUUGUUGUUCCAGUUACAACAAUUGAACGGAGGAAUGAUGAUAAGCCUGUUGUUUCCAAAUGGUAUAGUCUUGAAAUGCAUUAUAACAUGGGUUCUGAUUCGAAAGUGGUGACCAGUUCGAGGUUUGGUUCUCGGAUUCAUCUUCGGGUGUCUUUAGAUGGUGGGUAUCAUGUUCUUGAUGAGUCAACAAUGUAUAGCAGUGAUACGCGUCCGACUGCAAAACAGCUGUGGAGACCAAAUGUUGGGGUUCUUGAGAUGGGGAUUUUGGGAGCAAGCGGACUGAUGCCAAUGAAGAUGAAGGAAGGGAAAGGAAGUACUACUGAUGCCUAUUGCAUUGCAAAGUAUGGUCAGAAAUGGGUCCGAACUCGGACAGUUGUAGACAGUUUGAUGCCUAAAUGGAAUGAGCAGUAUACGUGGGAGAUUUUUGAUCCUUGCACUGUUGUUACAGUUGGUGUGUUUGAUAAUUGUCACUUGGACAAGAACGCCAAUAUAUUUGGUAUGGGUGCUCGUGAUUCAAGGAUUGGUAAAGUCAGAAUCCGACUAUCGACCCUAGAAUCUGAUCGUGUUUACACACACUCGUACCCGCUGCUGAUGCUGCAUCCAACUGGUGUGAAGAAGAUGGGGGAGAUUCAGUUGGCUAUUCGGUUCUCUCUUGCAAACAUGUGUAAUGUACUUCACAUGUACAUGUGGCCGCUGCUUCCAAAGAUGCAUUAUCUUCAGCCGUUAUCCGUCAGUCAGGUUGAGAGUCUCAGGUAUCAAGCAUCAAAUGUUGUUGCAGCACGUCUUAGCCGAGCAGAACCUCCAUUGGGAAGAGAAGUUGUUGAAUACAUGCUUGACAAUGACUCGCAUAGAUUCAGUAUGAGAAGAAGUAAGGCUAAUUUCUUCCGUUUAGUAUCUGUUCUUUCAGGGUUUAUUGCUAUGGGUCGUACAUUGGAAAUGCUUAGAAGUUGGCAGAAGCCUGUUUACUCUGUUAUGUUCUUGAUGGUGUUUCUAGUGCUGGUGGCCUACCCGGAGCUUAUACUUCCAUCUAUACUACUAUAUAUCUCGGUUUUGGGUCUCUGUAGGUACAGAGGACGGCCUAGACAUCCAGUUCACAUGGACAUUCGUCUUUCCCACGCUGAAACUCCUUAUCCAGACGAAUUGGAUGAAGAAUUCGAUACAUUUCCAUCGACCCGAAGCAAUGAGAUGGUCCGGAUGAGGUAUGAUAGGUUGAGGAGUGUGGCUGGGAGGAUACAAACAGUUGUAGGUGACUUGGCUACACAAGGGGAAAGGUUACAAGCACUGCUUAGUUGGAGGGAUCCUCGUGCGACAUUCCUAUUUGUUCUGCUUUGCUUGUUUGCUGCUAUUGGGUUCUACGCUGUGCCGUUUCGUGUUGUGGUGGCAUUGUGGGGUCUGUAUGGAUUCAGACCACCAAAGUUCAGGAGCAAAUUGCCUUCACCAGCACUUAGCUUCUUUAGGAGGUUGCCAACAAAUGCUGAUAGCUUGUUGUAGGAGAGAAAGAGAAUGGAGGAGGCCUCUGGGGGUAUAGAAAAAGGAGUUACUGAAUUUGAAAGAAAAUGUAAUGUAGUGAAAAGACAUCAAGGAGAAAUGUACUUGUGUUUGUUUGUAAUGGGGGCUGGGGGUCUGUUUAUUUUAGAAUGUUGUAUUCUCUUUGAUUUGAAUAUAUCUAUUCUU